Ornithodoros turicata is the source of this 612-nucleotide messenger RNA. RefSeq names its product pre-rRNA-processing protein TSR2 homolog. The coding region runs from base 24 to 557 and encodes 177 amino acids. NCBI's taxonomy places the organism in Eukaryota, Metazoa, Arthropoda, Arachnida, Ixodida, Argasidae. Gene Ontology annotation, biological process: maturation of SSU-rRNA from tricistronic rRNA transcript (SSU-rRNA, 5.8S rRNA, LSU-rRNA). The record is from RefSeq and is a predicted model, not a curated record. Gene Ontology annotation, cellular component: nucleus. The transcript has 5 exons.
CCAAGACAAGUCGCAAUCUCAAGAUGGCAGACGAAAGCGUGUUCCAUACUUCCAUUCGCACACUUAUCGGCGAUUGGCAGGGCCUUCAGAUGGCAAUCGAGCAUGGCAUGGGAGGACCGCAAGCAAGAGAGAAAGAACAGUGGCUCGUUGACACCCUGGAGCAACACUUCGCGGAAAACUCCGGACUACACCAAGAUGACGUCGAAGAUUUUAUAGCAGCCAUCUUAGACAACGAAUUUGACACCAUAGUUGAGGAUGGGAGCCUAGCACAGUUAUCUGCACUUCUCUGCAAGCACUAUGAGAUGUGCCGGGAUGGUAGGGAACGAGAAGUAUUGGAAUCAUUGUCACAAAGGCUACCACAAACACGCACCUUAGCUAUUCCAAUGCCUGGUUAUCACGAUAGUGACGACGAGGCGGAAAUGAUGGAACACAUUAAUUCGACAGUGAGCACACAAAUGAACGGUCUUCACCUGAAUGGCGACAGCUCAAGUACACCUCACAGAAGGGAUGAACCAGAUGAAGAUGGAUGGACUGUUGUGAAACAUGGCAAGAAAUGAUACUUAGUAAUUAUAAUGUACAGUGACUUAAUAAAUGUAUGAGUAUAAUACUAUA